UUUGGGGUGUACUCUCACCACUCGUUGCUCCUCCUGUGGAAUACAGGAGGAGCGGUGCGUGAGAGGGAGGGCAUCACUCGGCAAGCGCGCUUGGAAGGGCGUCUGUUGCUCGGAGCAGAGGGUGACCUCUGUAUAGCGCCAUGCCGAGCCUCUUGCCCUCGGCGCUGCUCCUCCUGGCUCUGAGCGCCCACUGCUGCAGCCUCUACUCACCGGGCCUCACCACCACACCGCACCUGGACAGGUGGCGGCAGCAGCACCGACGACCGAGGGCGGUGACCUCACAGCAGCCCCCGGCUUUGUUCACGGCGCAAGGAGGACCACGGGUCACGCUGGACGAGGGGAGCCCGGCGCCCGGCGAGGAGGGACAGAGCAGCGGGAAUAACGAGCCGGUGGAUGGGGGAGGCGGUGAGGCCGUGGGCGGGAGCUCAGCCGCCACCACGCUGGACCCCGGUCACCCCCUUCGACCCACCACCCCAUUAUUUAGUCGGGCAACCGAGUCAGCAGGUGACCGCACGCCUCCUCCGCACUUCAACCCAGGCAAUGACACCGAUGCUAACCGAAACAGCAGUAGAGAUGGCAGCAGCGAGGAGGGCAGCUCAUGGACAAGGUCCCUUGCCUGCUCCGCGCUGCCCGCCUUCACGUUCCUGCUCCUCUGGGGGCUCUUCAACUGUGCCAUCUUCGCGCGGCGUGGGGUGGUCGCCCCCGCCGCCGCCGCCGACCGUCUGCGCUGCUUCGCCGCCACCGCCAACGCGCUCCUGCUCGCGUUCGCGGGCCUCCGCGUCGCCCUCACGGCGCUCGUGCUCUGGUCGGCCGAGCUGCAGGGGCUGAUCGCCAGCUCCCUGCCGCCGCAGCUCCGCGGAGGAGAGCGGCGGCUUCUCCGCCGCGGGCUUCGCCGUGCUGGUGGCGGCGGUGAGCCUCCACGAGCUGGCGCUGCCCUGCCUGGCCACGGCGUUCGCGGCGCUGCUCCUGCACUUCGUCCCACCUGCCGCUGCCUGCCCGCAAGCCCUGCCCCCUGCCGUCGUCGCCGUCGUCCUCCUCUUCCCUGUCGCUGAUUUCGUCGUCCCUUCCGUCGCCGGCGAGCGGCCGCGCCCGCGGCGCCCUGCUCGCCGUCGUCUUCUCGACAGCACCUGUGCGUUGCCGCGCUGGCGUGCCUCGCCUUCGCGAUGCGGCCGGCGAAGGCCGUCUUCCUCCUCGCCGUGCCGCGGGGAUUCCUCGUCGUCUGGGGCCUCGCGCUCGCCGGCGUUUGCCUGGCCACGGCGGCCUGCGGGCCCGUGGGCGGCACUGGCCGGAGCGACCGCCGGCAGGCGUCGACGGCGAUCAGAGCGUGCUUCGCCGGCUCGUCGUGCCUGCUGAUGCUCGCGUGCUGCCUGCACGGCGCCGAGGCCGUCUUCACGGUGCUGGGGGUCGGCGCGGGGACCGGGGUGGGGCCGCCCCUGCUCGCCGCCCGUCUCGUGUGCGAGCUGUGCGCCGCGCUGGCCCUAUGCGCCGCGUCGUCGCUGUGGCUGCGUCGCGGACCCCGCGCAGGGUUCACCGCCGCCGCCGCCGCCUCUUCGUCGCGGCGGUGGCAGCAGCAGGAUGAGGCGGAGAUGACGGACGAGGCGCGAAAGCGACGCGCGAAGCGGAACGGAAGACAUUCGGCACCUGUUGAAGCACGCGGACGUCAAGGGCGCCUCCUAUGACAGCGUGAGACCGGUGCUGGCGGGAGAGAUCCGGGAGCCAGCGUCGGAUCCUCCGAGCCCCCGGUGCGUGGCGGACGGCGCCACGAUGGGGUCGACCGUGAGGUUCAGCGUCGGGGACGAGCGAGUUCAGCUCCUCCAGGGCAACGGGGAGGAAGAAGUGGACGACGAGGUGGAGUGCAGCAGCGGCGGCGCCAGUGGCAGCAGCGCGAGCCGAGGGUACAGCUGGCGCGACGCGAGUCUGGCUGCGGCGAUCGGGAGCGAAGAGGACAACCAGAGCAGCCUUCGCGAGUUUACGCAGAGGCCGAGGUACGGCAAUUUCGCCGGUGGUGGUGGCGGCGGUGGCGACUAUGAUGUGCCGAGCGGCGCCUUCCGAGCUGGCGAUUUCAUCUUGGCGGCCAGCGCUCCCUCGUGGGACGACUUCAUCCGACCGCCGUCGCCGAUAAACCUACAGGGGAGCAUCGACGAUGCGCUGUGGCGUCGCUCGCUCAUAGUCCGGAGCCUCUUCGAGGAGGAGGAGGAGGACGACAACAAUGAUAAUGAGAAGCAGGUGGCCAGGAAUGCGGGUGAAGAUGGAUAGCAGCCAUGUAUAUGCGUGGACAGCCCAUGUUUUGUGUCAGUCUACUGCUGGAUGAGGGGCCUCCCCACACAUGCGCGAGUCGUGCGAGGCUGCUCUGACUAUUUACCGCACGCUCGGUUGGUGAAGGUGGGUGAUGGAUAGAUGUGGGAGCAUAGAAGUACAGUACAGCAGAGGAAUUUUGCCACACUGCCAUCUGCUGCCCACCACGUGAUGACCCCACUGCAGCCCGAUCAUAACCUCAUCCGUCCAAGGCGAGGGGCUUGUGUACGCCAGAGCGCAGCACGGCGACGGGCCGGUGGUUGAGCGAUCGUGGCUGAUGGAGGGGAUGGCUUCCAGCUCACCGUGUGACCCCGGUGAGCAACCGCAGAAGUUGCGUAGCGCUAUCAAUGCUCAAAUGCGGUCGUACGCAAAACAAGCACGCCCGCAGCGGAAGAGUUGCACGUCUUCCCCGUCGAUGGCUCGCCUCGACUUUUUGAAAUGGAAUUAAACAUGAACGUGCACUAGCCAAGCACAGCUGCAAGCGAUGCUUGGUGUAAUCGUUGUUGUUGUUGUUGUGAUGCAAGGGCUCUUAUUUAAUGAUGAUGAUGGUGAGCGUUUACACUCGGCUGUCUCGCACCAUACCACGCAUUGUGGGCAACAGAGGGCGCCAAUACUCAACGGAAUAAAUCCGACUCGACAUUUGCAAGUGUCUCUUCAGCAUACUCGACAGCCUUCCCGAUACCCUAACCCUCCAAACUUGCAGACGAUCCAAAAUAACGAUGCCAAAACUCCUCACCCGCACCAAUAGAUGAGACCACGUCAGCCCAAUGCUGUUAUCUCUCUACUGGUUCCCAAUCAAUGCCACAUCAAUUUAAAGAUUGCUCCCAACGUCUUUAAAAUGCUACAUGAACUUGCGCCUGCAUGUCGGCACUCUCAUCUUGCUCAACUCCUCUCCAUGAACUAACUAUCUGUUCCAGAACCGAAAGCUUUUUGGUAAAACCGCGAUGGCGAGAUGUUAACUACCUCGCCUGGUAUACAGGAGAUUGUGGGUUCCAUCCAGACCCUCACGACUGCUGUAUAUUUGGAGUUUGCAUGUUCUCUCUCCCCGUGGUCCCGUGGAUUUAUAUUCGGGUCCUCCGGUUUUUAACCUUCUACAUUUAGAAUCAACGUGCGAUUCGAGUAUUUGGACUAUCUGCGGUACAUCAGUGCAGCAUAACACACCGGUCCUCAUAAACAGCGUCUAAAAUCUAAAUUUGAACCGAUGUUCGUCUUCUCACUGCUUCGACAUCACAAGAACCGAUUUUGACGCACCACCAACCCGCAAGAUUUUUUUUACCAGGGUUGCUAAUCGCGGGAAAAUAAAUAAUGAUUGCGUUUUAUUGUUUUACCACAAACCGGUGUACCGCCAAUUCGUUAAUUUGGCUGCUAUAAAUUUAUACUUGGCGAGCCACUUCGUUGAGCUGUCAUUUUUUAAAUCCUUUAUAUUAAGUUCACUUGCUUGCUUGCGUGCUUGCUUGCUUACGACCGUGCAAAUCUUUCGGUCGUUUUUUAACCCACUUCCCGUGAUCCAAUGGAGCUGACAUUUUGCACACAGACUCGUUGUGCGUGACAAUUAAUUUUCGUGAAUUUUUUUUCUCCAAAAUUUUACACUGUUUAGGGAAAAAUAAAUAAAUAUUUAAUUACCAAUUGCUUAAUGGUGGCAGACAAUCAUCUGACCCAUAGGUGGCAGCCAUCUCAAGCCAGAGGACGAGAGGACUCUAGCCGCCCCGAUGCCACGCAUAUAAAGGAUUUAUAGUGAAAAACUUAGUUUUUACGGGUUCAUUUUGGACAGGUUGUUUCUGAAAAAGAGCUACGUAGCUCAGUGGGCCUUACCUGGAAAAAAAUAUAGUUUAGUUUUAACAUGUGCACAGGGGCUCUGAUUAUUUAGGGGUCCCCAAAACACUCUGAACGGUUUAUGUCCAUUGAUGCCUUUGUCUUUCUCUGUAUCUCUCACAAUGUGUCUCUAAGUGGCUUGUGUGGAAAUGUAAGCGGCCAAAUGCUCAAAGUAUGUUGAUUCUAAAUUGUGAAGGGAAAAACCGGACCUGGAGUAAAAUCCACGCGCCCCUGGGGAAAGAGAGAGAGACGCGGACCCCAGCGUCAGGGUUGGGAUUGAACCCACGACCUCCUGCAUACCAGACGAGGGAGAUGGCACUGGGUCAUACCAGAGGCAAGAAUACCCACCACUGGCUGAGGACUGCCGAUGGUGACGAGGGCCUUCUAGCACUUCCUACAACACGGGGAAUAGUUUUGUAAAUACUUUACACGAAUAACGGUUUUUAAAAGCUUUUAGACAAAACGCAAGUAUAUAUUUAUAUUUAAAAAAGUACGGGUCGCAUAAACAUUCGGCUAAUUCUUAACAAGCCGUAGAGAGGGUAACACACUGGUAAGCAGGGACAUAAUUUGAGAAACCCUGGGGCCAGCCAAGUGCCACAUUGUCUGUAACCCAAAGCAGUUUUCAAUAACACUCGCGGGUGUUGAAAGAAGCAAAACAUACAAGGGGGGUGGGUUCAUGUAACCGGUCGCUGACGGACAAAGCGAGACCGUGCAAUGGAAUAGAAAAAAAUGAGUGAACUCACGGCCCGUGACCACGAGGGGCCUAUCACUUAAGACACGGCCAGUAAAACGAUGUGUAUCCGUCCCUGCAAAGGAUCUUAGCAGCACGACUCGGGUACGAGAGGAGAGGUCUUGCGUGCUCGGUCACUUGUGUCACUUCAAGAGGUCCUCGCAUGCGAGAGGUGAUUGUGGCGCGCGCGCGUCUGAAUGUGGUUGCUCGCAGAGGGGAGCGGUGUAGUGCAAGUGGUUCGCGCUACGCUGCACUACGGAACCCGGCGUCCCAGGUUCGAUUCACGUUCACGACCAACACCAGUGUGACGAUUAUCUGAACUCGUUCUGGGCCUCCCCUAGGUCGACUAAGCCUCAAAUGAGCACCUGGUGUAGUGUGUAAACAUCGCCACUCGGGAGACUAAGGCGUCUGGGCAUGGUGCUGGCCACCCAACCCCUCAAGUGCCACGCCAGCCUUUACAGGCGCUUGCUAAGAGCACUUGUCCCAAAAGUCUAAAGUUAUACGGGGGAUUAAGUGCGGUGAUACGCCCACUGCGCUAUAAACCUAGCGACCCGAAUUCGAUUCCAACUCUUGACCAAUUAGUGGCGUAUGUUUGAACCGGUCCUGGGCGUCCCCUAGGUCGACUCAGCCUUAAAUUAGUAUCUUUUGUGGUGUGUAAACAUAAGCACUAGGAAGGCAAAAGGUGGCCAGGAGUGGUGUUGGCCACCCUUGUUUGCUAAAUGCUCGCUAACAGCACGUGUCCGUCCAAGGCAAUAUGGGGAAUCUUUGUUUUGGUUGCUGGCCAAAGGUAUAAAAUGAAAGUCCCAAUUCUAUUUUUAUUUUACCAGGUAAGGCCCACGGAGCUAUAUAGCUCUUUUUCAGAAGCGACCAGGCCACAAAUGAAAGCUCAACGAAGUGGCCUAUCAUGUGGACUUUGAAAGCAGCCAAAUACUUUCUAAAUGUAGAGCGAAAAACUGGAAAACCCGGAGAAAAAUCCACAUUACCACGAGGAGAGAGACAUUCAAACUCCAAAUAUAUGGCAGGCUUCAAGGUCGGGAUCGAACCGACCACCUGUAUUCCAUGCGAGGUAAAUAACAUCUCGUCCCUCGGCAAGGUAAAAGUUACCCCCCCCCUCCCCCGAACCUAAUGCUGCAUCCAAACGCGGGGGGGACUUGUUGCUUGUGUGAUGUGACAGAGAGGCAAACACGUCAGUCUGCUG
This is a messenger RNA of Lethenteron reissneri (Far Eastern brook lamprey), 6035 nucleotides long. RefSeq lists its product as uncharacterized. Lineage: Eukaryota; Metazoa; Chordata; Hyperoartia; Petromyzontiformes; Petromyzontidae. The record is from RefSeq and is a predicted model, not a curated record.